Messenger RNA from Rosa chinensis, 1137 nucleotides. RefSeq names its product F-box/kelch-repeat protein At3g06240. Gene Ontology annotation, molecular function: protein binding. The coding region runs from base 1 to 1137 and encodes 378 amino acids. The record is from RefSeq and is a predicted model, not a curated record. Lineage: Eukaryota; Viridiplantae; Streptophyta; Magnoliopsida; Rosales; Rosaceae. The transcript has a single exon.
AUGGCAGAGGGUGAGGGCGAUGACCUUGUAGAUGAUGUUGUAGAAAUAAUCAUACUCAAGUUGCCCUUGAAAUCUAUACUGAAAUUUCGAUGCGUCUCAAAAAAAUUGAGCUGUAGAAUCUCUGACUAUAGAUUCUCCCGAAGGCACUAUAAAUUAGCGCGUUGCCAGAAAACUGUGAAUCACAGGCUCAUCAUCAUCUCCUCAUCUCAAAUGGAAUCCUUGGACCUCCAGGCGAAGUCAUCAUCAAUUAGAAAGCUUACCUGCCCAUUCUUGGAACUCGAGCAAUGGCGGUUUCUUCAAGUCACGCUACUGGUCUCUAGUAGUGGUUUGGUAUGUGCAAGUCUCGAUCCUCAUAAAAACUUCAUCUUAUGGAAUCCAUCAACCACUUUCUUCAGCAAAUUACCCGACCCAGAUCUUGGUGGUUAUUUUUCAGAGGAAGAAGCAGAAGAAGUUGAGUUUAGUGUUUAUCACUACGGCUUUGGUUGUGUGUCGGCUACUGACGACUAUAAACUUUUGAUAUGGUUUCGGAUUAACUCUGAUUUCGAGGAGCUCUUAAUAUUCUCAUGGAAGAAUCAAAUUUGGAGAGCCAUUUCCGGUGCCCCAAAGUGGAUCAACCGCAUAACCCAAAGUCAGGGGGCUCUUUCAAAUGAAAAACUUCACUGGCACUUCGAUCAGAAUAAUGGGCUCUAUGAAUCACAUGAGGAGGAAGAUUGCAUCCUUACUUUUGAUCUGGAAAAUGAGGAGUUUGGAAAACUUUCGCUGCCUGAUUUUGAUGAUAAUGAUGAUCAUCUAGAGUAUGCUAAUCUUUUGGGGGUCUCCUGUGAAGGAUGCCUAUACGUGUUGCAUCAUAUGGAGGACUGGUUCUCUAGUAUGACAUCUGCUAGUAUUUGGUACAUGAAAGAAUAUGGGGUGACUGACUCGUGGAGUAAGCUCUUUGAUUUAAAGAUUUCCCAUGAGCCUCUUGAGCCGAUAACUUGUCUCGGUCCAAUCUUUUUCAUGGAGAAAUCAUCAGCCUAUGGCUAUGGGAACAAGUUCACAGAGAUCAAGUAUCAGCAUCAGCCUCAGCCUCACAUAGAUUUGCUGAAGCGAGAAAACCUACUUGACAUGAUUGUAUGUGAAGAGACUCUGUCUCGAUGA